ACAACUCUAGGAUCGAUAGAGCGGAGUGCGCAAGCCCGUUUCACAGUCACAGCUGUGGCUUCGCGUCCGCUAUUAAAACGAAUCUACCUGAGUCCCAGUGCUUAUAGUGAACGAUAUUAGUGCCCUGCUGUUCCACGGAUAUGCUUUGGACUCAUUGGCGGCUCUAAACGAUGUGAUGUGCCGCCUGUCGCGGCGGCAGGCUCUGUGGGCGCUGGCGCUGCUGUGCGCGCUGGCGCCCUCGCACGCCGAUGGUAACAUAGGUUGCUUAUUCAGCGCGUCGUUAUGCGUGGAAGGAGUGGAAUGGUGUUACGACGAUUUCGCUUUCGGGAAGUGUAUUUUGAUCUACGACGAAGAACCAGAAGAUGGGUCCCUGUACAAGUACGAUAUGAGUACGGAACAGUUGCAAUGGUUUGAAGACGAGUUGCAGCGGCUGGCGUCGCGCGGGUACCGCUGGGAGCAUGCGUACACGCAGUGCGAACUGCAAGCCAUGCUGUACACACUGCGACAAGGCUUGGAUCCAGCCGAGGUGAACAAUAAAAUCUGUGACCAAUUUGCUGACCCCAAACUUAGUUCGGAUUCCCUCGAAGAUGAGAAUACAGAGAUUGAACCGGAUGAAACAGCGUUUGUAAGGUUCACCCCAAAUUCAGCUAAAGUUGAUACGGAUUUUGCUAAUGAAGUUUAUAGUCCACCUUACUCGCCCGAUGACGAUCCUACGCCCUAUAUAAUACCAAAGGAUUUAAUCAACAAUGACGAAGAAACGCCAAGCGACAAAUUACGUGAUUUGAUGAUGAUGAGCGCUGAUGAAGAUUCACCUGUAGUUUUACCAUUUGAGGGAUUCAGAGAAAGAAUAAAAGCUGAAAACGCUAGAGCUCACAAUAAUGACGAUGCUAGUGUUAUAAUAGACAAAGAGAAGAAAUCCCUACCCGAUGAUAACCAAGUCCCACUUGAUCCGAAUAUUUACCCAGAUGUUGAUGGUUUAGGCGUGCGUUUUCGUAAAUUUAAAACUAAACCUCCGCCUUAUACAGCAGCGUAUCUUACGGGUAAUCGAUAUUCUCCAUUGGAUGCUGAAGUACGUUCAAAUGCUUUAGAGAAAUACAAACAAAGUUUUGCGGAGAAAAACUUCCCGUUUGAGUACGAGGACAGCGACAUACCAGAACCAAGGAUUUAUUUUAAUGAAGAUGGUUUGGAUGAGAUGCCAUUUGAUGCUGGUAGUGGAGAACAUGAUCCAUAUCAUGUUCAAGAUAACAACAACAUGAAUAGUAUGCCACCAAAACCAUCAAAAAAUAUGCAGUAUCUCAUGAACUAUUGGCGGGAAAUAGUGAAUUCUAAAUUAAAACCACAAGGUGCCCUAUACGCGGAGGGAGGUCCGAUGAAAGCUGAUGAGUUACAAGGCGAGUCAGGUGAAAAUUCAAAUUUUUAUUCCGAGGAUAUUCAAGAUUUACUAACUAAUGAGUGGGGAUUUAUGCGUAGGGAAAGAGACGAUGUUAAAAAGCCCGGGCCGCGCCUGGAUGCUAAAACAUUAAAGAUUUUAUACCACAAUAAAUCAGUGACAGCUCAUGGAUCUCCAGAAGCACAAAAAUCGGGCCAUAAUGGAGGUCAUGACCAUAAUGAUUACGACUACGAUCCUUCCUACGCUUACGUCCUAUUCAAAAACAGGUUCCUUACUAACUGGGAGAAAGGCAUAUCGUUCAUAACGAGACUCGAAGAAAUGCUUGGAUUAGAAAAGAAUACUUUCACGAACCCUCGCGUUGACCCUGGUGAAGUGACUUUCAAAGUAGAAAAAAAUAGCAAAGGCUAUGAUGCAGUUGAUGUCGCUAGACGAGUUGAUGUCAUCAAAGAAGACUUGCGACGUGAAACUGGUGCGCAAGUUUUGUCGACCGGUGUCGGAGACCGGAGUAAACGCCCAGUUAUACGCCACAUGGGGGUUUCCGAGAACCUUUUCUACGGCAUGGAACUGCCAGUGCUGCUGGCGCUUGUGGGCAGCCUCACCGUGCUGAUCGUGGGCGGUGUGGUCUUUGCCGUGCUAGUCAAGAGAGACAUGAGCUCCAAGAGGAAGAUGCAGGGGCUCUCGUCAGCUGCCGACAUUGAUACAGAGGCUACGAGGGAUUACCAGGAGUUAUGUCGAGCCCGCAUGUCGGGCAAAUGGUCGGGACAGCAGACGACGGCCGCUCCCCCGCACCCCGCCGACCCCCCGCAGCGGAUCACCUCCCUGUCACGCGAGCCUGACGCCAACUCGCCCUCCACUCGCUCCAGCACUUCUUCAUGGAGUGAGGAACCAGCGCUAACUAACAUGGAUAUUUCUACUGGACACAUGGUUUUGGCUUACAUGGAAGACCACCUUCGCAAUAAGGACCGCCUGGAGCAGGAAUGGCGGGCCCUGUGCGCUUACGAGGCGGAGCCCUGCGCCACCGCGGCCGCACUGAAGGCAGAGAACGCCGCGAAGAACCGGUACGCCGACGUGCUGCCCUACGACCACUCCAGGGUUACUCUGAACACGCUGUCCAACCAUCUCUGCUCUGAUUACAUCAACGCUUCGACUAUUACGGACCACGAUCCUCGGAACCCCGCGUACAUAGCAGCCGCCGGACCGCUUGCCCACACGGCACCUGAUUUCUGGCAGAUGGUCUGGGAACAAGGCAGCGUGGUCAUGGUCAUGCUAACUCGACUCACAGAAAACGGACAGCAACUGUGCCACCGCUACUGGCCUGAGGAGGGAUCGGAGCUCUACCAUAUCUACGAGGUCCACCUGGUAAGCGAGCACAUCUGGUGCGAUGACUACCUGGUCCGCAGCUUCUACCUGAAGAACCAGCGCACCGGCGAGACCCGCACUGUGACCCAGUUCCACUUCCUCUCGUGGCCUGAAAACGGAGUGCCGGCCUCCACGAAGGCAUUGCUUGAGUUCAGAAGGAAAGUGAACAAAUCCUACAGGGGGCGAUCAUGCCCGAUUGUCGUUCAUUGCAGCGAUGGAGCAGGGCGAACUGGAACUUAUUGCCUAAUUGACAUGGUCCUAAACCGCAUGGCUAAAGGCGCCAAGGAGAUCGACAUCGCGGCCACGCUGGAGCAUAUCAGGGACCAGCGCCCGCGCACCGUCGCCACAAAACAACAGUUCGAGUUCGUCUUGAUGGCCGUCGCUGAAGAGGUUCAUGCAAUACUGAAAGCUUUGCCUGCACACCUGCAACAACUCCAAGAGAAGAAGGACAAAGAGAAAGAGAAGGAAAAGGAGAAAGAAAAAGACGGCAACGACAAGGAGAAACCGAACAACUAAUAGACCGCUUGCGCUGACUUGACAACGGAAUUUUUGGUUAACCGACUUGCAAAUAGGUGUUAUGUGUCACUUAAGAUGAACUUGAUUGAGAAUUUCGCUUACUUACUUUGUCUUCUUUGUCCAUUAAAAUAAAAAAUAAAAAUUUGUUGAUCUUCCUUAUGUUUAAAAUCAACUUUUAUUAGCAGAUAUAAAAAUAAAUACUUAUAUUUGUCAACUGCUGUAAAAACUCGAAGUUAAAAAGAUUAAAUAAAAAAAAACCCAUGAGGUUUAAAUUACAGAAACAACAUAGGACAAUACACCUACGACAAAAAAUGGACGUCUGCGUAGGUAACGCAGACGUCCAUUUUUUGCCCUGUGUAUAUUCUUUCGGACGACGUAGUGAUUGCCCGUAGGCUACAAGAUACACUUAUAGUACCUAACGUUUCGUAUCUAGCGAAAUUUAUUUUUUUUCCUUUGGCUUCGUAGGCUGCUACAUAGAUACUACGCCGGCUGUUGAAUAGAAUGGUACUCCUGAGUUACUUUUGAACUUUUAUAUUUCAUUUAAUUACGUGCGAGAUUCUCAACCUUGAUCAUCUUGGUGAUUGUAAUUUGAAGCUUCGCUGUGGUAUUUAAAUUUCUUAAAGCAUAAAUGUAUUUAUUAAUUGUGGGGGUAGUGUUAUAAAUAAUCUAGUCGGAAUAGAUUGUUUUGCGGACCUUUUAAAAAAACUGCCUUUACAUUUCUAGCACAGUUUAUUAAUUCGUUCAUAAACGAGGUAUGAAAGGAAUUAACAAAAGUCAGUCAUCGUUUCUCAAUUAACCCUUAGUUAAUUUCAAAACGAUUGUUAUUUAAAAAGAGAGAAGGUAGAUGUUUUCUUAGAUCUAAAUAAAUUAAACGCUACAUUACUGGUUGCCGCAAAACUGGGCAUUUAUUUUUCUAAAAGGCUUUUUAUCUGCAGAUUUCAUAUUUUCAUAAAAAAGAUAUCAAUGUAAAACUUUGUUUAUAAAGAAUGGACACAAAUUGAUAUAUAUAAUGCUUUAUUAGCCUACUACUUAGAUGUCAGAGAGAAUAUCAUCGUCAAUUGUAAGGGUGUCUAGAUUUUGAUUUUUUUAUUUAAUUUUAUUCAUGCUGCCUAAAGUCUUUGAAUAAUAAGAACAUAUUCAUUUAUUUAAUCGUGUUAUUUGAUAAUCAUAAAUGUUGCUAUAUAUGUAUGGAAAAAAAUACGAAAAUGUUAAUGUAUUGUUAAAGCAACUUAAAAUCCAAGUACUUACUUAAAAUUUAGACCAACACAUACAUAAUACUAAAUACAUAGGUAUACCCUUUUGGGGAAGUUAUCGUCGACGAAUGUUAAAAAACGUUCCCGACAGUUAUUAUAUCGUUAUCGGGCAUAUAAUGCACGUCACAGUGAAUAAAUCUAGUCACAAGAUUAUUUUAUUGUUGCUAAAAGUGUUACUGCUUUGAAACCUAUUUAUUUACUUUAUACCUACCUAUUAUAAUUGUGAAUAAAUUUCAUAUAACUUAUAUUUUUUGCAUAUACAUAAAAUAUAGGUAUCUAAUUAUUUACAUAUAUAAUGUUAUGCGUACUUUAAUCUUAGAUACUUAGACAAACGACUUUGCCGAAUCAUAUCCUAAAUGAACGGAAUACCUGAGACGAAAAAUCACCUUUUACAUUCUUCUGAGAACAAGAUAUUUACAGAAAGUAGUCGACACAAAUAGUAUAAAAUAUACGUAUAUAUACGUAUUAUGUAAAAGAUUUGUAUAAGAUUAUAUUUACUGCAUAUACGGGAAAAUGUAAAAAAAAUAUUACCUACCCACGAAACUAUGAAUGUAGUUUAGAUUUAAGAGAAAUAUAUUUAACCGUAUUUCUGUAUGAAAUUAUAUGUAGUUUUUAUGUGAAUGAUUGAAUAAUGGAUUUUGAUUA
Amyelois transitella is the source of this 5163-nucleotide messenger RNA. RefSeq names its product receptor-type tyrosine-protein phosphatase N2 (gene IA-2). The transcript is spliced from 23 exons. The coding region runs from base 176 to 3265 and encodes 1029 amino acids. Gene Ontology annotation, molecular function: protein tyrosine phosphatase activity. Gene Ontology annotation, biological process: protein dephosphorylation. The record is from RefSeq and is a predicted model, not a curated record. Lineage: Eukaryota; Metazoa; Arthropoda; Insecta; Lepidoptera; Pyralidae. Gene Ontology annotation, cellular component: secretory granule.